Messenger RNA from Hydractinia symbiolongicarpus, 5283 nucleotides. Its product is annotated as protein sidekick-2-like. Gene Ontology annotation, molecular function: protein binding. The record is from RefSeq and is a predicted model, not a curated record. NCBI's taxonomy places the organism in Eukaryota, Metazoa, Cnidaria, Hydrozoa, Anthoathecata, Hydractiniidae. Bases 237 to 4244 code for a protein of 1335 amino acids. The transcript is spliced from 24 exons.
UUUUACCCGUUCUAAUAAAGUUGAUUUUAGAUUAAAUAUUCGUGUGGCUUAAAUGUAUACUAGUUAACAAGUUGUAGUAGCAGUGACAAAACUAAUAUGAGAUGACAAAAAUGCUGUAUACUUCGACUUUCUUGUUUCUUUCUUCACAACAAUAGGGACUGGGUCAGAAUAAUAAACAAAUUAUUUCUCUGUUACAGACAUUGUUAUCCGUUUAAUGAGAAAAACCAACAGCAGAGAUGAAUUGGAUUUUAUUUUUUAUGUUGGCGUACCGUGUACAAGGAGCAAUACCAAAACCUACAGUUGAAAUUUUAAAAGGCUCCACGACGCUAGAUACAGGAUCAGUACUGCAGCUCAACUGUAGCAUCGACACAGAUGUUCGUAAUGUCACGUUUGAAUGGUUAAGAGAUGGCAGAAUCAUUUUGGGAUCAUUUCAAUCAUUGAAUAUCACAAACAUUACAAAAGAUCAUGCAGGUAUAUAUUUCUGCACUGCAGAAGAUAGUACUGGUUUCAAGCAGAGGUCAUCAAAUCAAUACAACAUAAUUGUCAAUUAUUUGGAAAAUGCAACACUAGUCAUUACACCAUCAAACAAUGUUAAUGAAGGUGACAGUGUUACUUUUCAUUGUUCUGUUAAUUCAAAUUUGAAUUCCUUGGUUUAUACAAUGAAACGAAAUAAAAGUAUUUUCAUUAAAAGCGCUUUACCUGUCCACAAUAUUACACAUAUUUUGAAAAUUUAUUCUGGAUUAUGGAUAUGCAACGUAUUAUCAAGAACAACUUCCCUUCCUCCAGUUACAAGUGAAUCUAUAUUAAUGACAGUGACAGAAUUGUUUCAAAUACCAAUCUUCCAUGUCUCAUCAAACAGUUUGAAUUCUGGUGAAUCACUGGUAUUGACAUGCAAUGUCACUACAUCUCUAUCACCCGGAAUUAUCAAAUACAGAUUUCGCAGCUUGUUAUUUUCUUCACCAUUUCAGUCAUCAGAUACAUACAACAAAACCGUACGAACCACAGACAAAAGUUUGUAUUGGUGUGAAGCAAAACACAAUUUUGUGAAGUGGUCACAAGGAAUGUUUAUUGAAGUUAAAUGGAAGGUCAAUAUUGUGAUCACACCAACAAUUGAAGGAAAUAAUAUGAGUAUCACAUGUAACGUGGAGGGUGAAGAAAUAGCAGGGCACUUUAGUUGGAAAAGAAAUGGUUUUCUCAUUAAUGGACAGACAUCUAGUACGAUUAUAGUGGCGAAUGUAAACCGUACUAUGGUUGGAACUAGUUACAGUUGCAUUGCUGGAUCAGACCCCACACGAAGUAAUGAAGCUGCUGCAAUUGUAUCAUUUAGGGAUUUUUAUUACAAGCCUGACCCUCCAAGUUUACAAAUCUUUUCAACAUCACAAACUUCGAUAAAAGUUGUGAUAAUUCCACCAACUGACACAGGAAACAAACCAAUCAUACACUACACAAUGCAUUUACAAGCUGGAAAUGAAAGUUAUACUUAUACAAACAUGACAAGCCUGAUUUACAAUAUAUGGAAUUUGGAACCAGUGAUGACAUACCAAUUGAGAGUAAAGGCCGUUAAUGUUAUUGGGGAAGGAGAAUUUAGUGAAUUUGUAAGCGUUGUAACUGGAGAAUCACCUCCAUCUGCGCCACUUCAAUUUAGCCACACUAUACUUCAUCCGCAAAAAAUCAGAUUAUCAUGGUUAAAACCUGAUCCAUCAAAUGGUGUUAUAACAAAUUACCGAAUCUGCUACGUGCAAGAUACUAACGAUGGCGUCAAGGUUAAAAAUUCAGUUAAGAAUUGCACAGAAAUUGGAAACGUCACCGCAUUUACUUUAACUGGAUUAGGGUUUUACAAUGGUUACAAUGUGUCUGUCAGCGCGAGAAAUUCCGCUGGCUAUGGUUCUAUUGCAACUCAAAAUCAACUAGUUACGCGAGAAGGCGCUCCAACUGCUCCACUCAAAUUUAGUCAUGACACUAUAUUUCAUCCACAAGAAAUCAGAUUAUCAUGGUUAAAACCUGAUCCAUCAAAUGGUGUUAUAACAAAUUACCGACUUUGCUACGUGCAAGAUACUAGCGAUGGUGUCAAGGUUAAAAAUUCAGUUACGAAUUGCACAGAAAUCGGAAACGGCAACGCAUUUACUUUAACUGGAUUAGGGUUUUACAAUGGUUACAAUGUGUCUGUCAGCGCGAGAAAUUCCGCUGGUUACGGUUCCGUUGCAAUUCUGAAUCAACUAGUUACACAAGAAGGCGCGCCUACUCCAGUGCAAGAUAUAUCAUUAAUUUCUGGAGAAACCCUCAUCAAAGUCCUAUGGAAAAAGCCAAAACAUAUAUAUGGCAAAUUACAAGGCUAUACAGUUAGGUACCACUUGUCAUCAGGAAAUGCGUCAGGUGGACUCGUGAAAUGCAGCAACGUAACGGAAUUGACAUGUUUGAUCGACAAUUUAUUACCAAAUAAAGAAUACGUAGUCAUUGUCACUGCUAUGAAUUCGCUAUUUUCUACAAACUCGAUAAGGAGCACCAGAACACGCAGUGCAGCUCCAACUGCUCCACUCAAAUUUGGUCUUGACACUAUAUUUCAUCCACAAGAAAUCGAAUUAUCAUGGUUAAAACCUGAUCCAUCAAAUGGUGUUAUAACAAAUUACCGAAUCUGCUACGUGCAAGAUACUAACGAUGGCGUCAAGGUUAAAAAUUCAGUUACGAAUUGCACAGAAAUUGGAAACGUCACCGCAUUUACUUUAACUGGAUUAGGAUUUUACAAUGGUUACAAUGUGUCUGUCAGCGCGAGAAAUUCCGCUGGUUACGGUUCUGUUGCAAUUCUGAAUCAACUAGUUACACAAGAAGGCGCGCCUACUCCAGUGCAAGAUAUAUCAUUAAUUUCUGGAGAAACCCUCAUCAAAGUCCUAUGGAAAAAGCCAAAACAUAUAUAUGGCAAAUUACAAGGCUAUACAGUCACGUUCCGCUUGUCAUCAGGGAAUGCGUCAAGUGGACUCAUGAAAUGCAUCAAGGUAACAGAAUUGACAUGUUUGAUCGAUAAUUUAUUACCAAAUAAAGAAUAUGUAGUCAUUGUUACUGCUAUGAAUUCGCUAUUUUCUACAAACUCGACAAGGAGAACCAGAACACGCAGUGCAGUUCAGACGAAUUACAAGAACAUUUUCGUGAUCCCUGGAAACUCUGUUACAUUGAAAUGGUCUAUUGCUUCUGACUAUUCAAUUGAAAUAUUAAGUUGUACAAAAGGUGUAAGGAAAAUUGCAGACGGUAAAAAGGGCCUGAUCGCAGUUCAUAACAACUUGAACGACAAUCGAUACACUGCCUCUGCUGAUGGGAAAACAUAUCAAGUUUCGAUACAAGACCUGACCGCAUCAGAUAGCGGGGUAUACAAAUGUCGCUUUAUAUUAAAGAAAAGUAACGUAGUGCGUGAAGUAAUGGAUAAAAUACAAGUUACAGUUGACGAUUUCGUUGAUGGAUAUCAAGUACUUGGUAGUCAAACUUUAUUGAUUGGCAUGACGAUAUACGAGUUGACAGCAAAUAUUAGCGGUGUGAUGAUAAAGAUUGAAGACAUUAAUAAGAGUUUACUUCUACACACAUUCAUAAUUGAAUUUAAAAAUUAUCUUGAAGUAAUAUUUCUGUCUGUGUUUUAUGCGAAUGUAUCGGUGAAGAUAAUUCAACCGCUAAAAACUACGAAAGUGAAUUUUACACUUUCGUACCAAAGGAGCUUAUUAAUUAGUGGUGAUGAAAUAAAAGCUGCGUUUCGGACGUCUGUUGGCAAAUAUAACAACGAAAUAUCUUUCCCUCAAAACAUAUUUUAUGCCAAAAUACAGGCCGACUCCGCUACAUUUAAGGAAACAAACAUUUGUUCACAACGCGAGCUCAAAAAAUGUAGCGAGAAUGCUGAUUGUAAAAACAUACCGAAGUGGUAUUCACACGCUUGCAAAUGUAAAGAAGGUUUUAAAGGAAAUGGUAGCACUUGCUCGAAGAAAACACCUGCUCAAGGGUUGUCUAAAGGAGUAAUCAUUGGUAGCACUGCUGGAGGACUGGCUUUCAUGAUUCUUAUUGUCGCUAUUUGUUACGUGGUGUGUAAACGCUCUAAGAAAAUCAAAGAAAAACGCCAAGAAAAAGAAACUGUUGAAAAUGAACCAUAUUAUUCUGACAUAAAUGACACACCGGUUAUAGCCGAUCAAGAAUAUGUUGAAAUGAAAUCAAAUUAUACAGAAGUGAAACCUACGCUUGAAUCAUGCUACACUACGUUAUCAAGAACAUAGUCAUUUUGGUCUUUGCGAUUGCUUAGUAGGACAGCAUUUACCGCAGUACAAUUAUUUGCGUUAACAUUCUUCUAGCACAGUGUAAUUUAAAUUCAAAAUUCCGUUUUUGUUGUAUUCUAAUAAAUUUUUGUAUAUGUUUUCAUUGGCAGCGCCACAUCAAAAAGUUAAAAUUUUACCGUUCUCUUUCAAAUAUUAUGUUGCACUGAUACAUUCUGGUCGUUCACCGUCCAAAGCAAACACAUAUAUAUAAAAUAUUAUUAAUUGUUGGAAAUUAUUUUAUAGAGAUUAAAUGUUGUAGAUUUGGCAAAAUUCUGAUGCACAAAAUUAAAUAAAAUUUUUUAGGAUAUUGAACUCUCAUAAAUUACAAAAAAGUAAAGUGUUUCUUUAAUAGCUAAUACCUGUAAUUUGCGCAUAAUAAAUACGCAUUGUAUUUGUAAUGUGUUUAGAUUGGAUGUUCAUUAUUUCAAUUACUUUUAUGGUGUAAAACAAUAAAACCUGUUAGAAUCAAAGACUUAUAUGUUUAAAGUACGUCUACGCUAGUCAAAAAUACUUUUGCUAUUUGCUCAAAUGAUUUAAACGUAUUAUUUUCAUAUACAAUUUCUUUGGUCAAAGAUUUAUACCAUAAUAGACGUCGGGAACUUUGCUUUGCUGGAACUUUGGUUUUAUUGUACUUUAAAUUUUUUAAAUUGUAUUUUCAAUGUAUUUUAGUGUUUUAGAUCGUAAAGUAUUAUAAAUUGUUCCUGACAACAAAGUUUGAUUAGGGUAAAACUUCUUGUUAUUUCUAAACCACGAUUCGCCAUAAACAAAACUACGUACUCCACUUCAUUUUUAAAAACACUAAACAGUGUGAUCAGACAAGAAGUUUUAAAAGUGUUAAAAUACCGUCACCAUAGAAACGUACCAAUUGAUCAGUAUUGGUAUGUCUUACUUUCAAAUCUUGUAGCUGUCGGCCAAAUUUAAUCAGUCUAAAUACCAGCAAUAAAUAAGGAUUAUUGUGCUGAUGCUUCCUCUUAAAAAUCUGAGUUUGUAGACAGAAUCU